Molecule: messenger RNA, 1200 nt
Organism: Xiphias gladius (swordfish)
Lineage: Eukaryota; Metazoa; Chordata; Actinopteri; Istiophoriformes; Xiphiidae
Gene: mrto4
Product: MRT4 homolog, ribosome maturation factor
Exons: 8
Coding region: 219-794 (191 amino acids)
Biological process (GO): rRNA processing; ribosomal large subunit assembly; ribosomal large subunit biogenesis
Cellular component (GO): preribosome, large subunit precursor; nucleolus
Molecular function (GO): RNA binding
Source: RefSeq, a predicted model, not a curated record
AGAAAAUAUCCGUUCACAUUGUUUUAUGUACUAACACAUCGGGCGGAUGCUCAUGUUAACCGCUUGCCUGUAUGUGGCAGCUGUCCGCGACAACAAAAAAUUAACUUUCUUUAACGAAGACAGCCAAGAAAGGACUGGAGUUAAAACAGAAAUUAAUCGAAGAGUUACGGAAAUGUGUGGAGACGUACAGAAACUUGUUCAUAUUCUCUGUGGCCAAUAUGAGGAACAACAAGCUGAAAGACAUCAGGACAGCAUGGAAACACAGCAGAUUCUUCUUCGGCAAAAAUAAAGUCAUGAUGAUUGCCUUGGGUAAAGGGCAAACAGACGAAUACAAAGAUAAUUUGCACAAGGUCACCAAGUAUCUACGAGGAGAAGUGGGUGUACUAUUCACAAAUAAAACAAAGGAGGAGGUACAAGAGUAUUUCAACCAUUUCAAAGAGACGGACUAUGCACGGGCCGGCAACCAGGCACAGAUGGACAUCACUCUGGAUGAGGGACCCCUGGAACAGUUUCCUCACUCAAUGGAGCCCCAGUUGAGGCAAUUGGGACUCCCCACUGCUCUCAAGAAAGGAGUGGUAACACUACUGAAGGACCAUGAAGUGUGUAAGGAAGGAGAUUUGCUGUCUCCUGAGCAAGCUCGUAUCCUGAAACUCUUUGGUAUCGAGAUGGCAGAAUUCAAGGUGCAGAUCAAAUGUAUGUGGAACUCAGAAACAAGCGACUUUGAGAACUUUGCUGGUGAGGAAGAGCCUAUGCACGAGAAUGAAGAUGAUGAUGAUGAGGAUGAUGCAGAAUAAAACAUCUGCAUGGGCAGGGGCUUGCACACACAUUUUCAAAAGUCUUUUUUUUUUUGUCAAUCUCAACACCAGAGGGACAUUGAUGUUGAAACCAUUAGUCCUGACCGCCUGUGCUACCCCCUGGACUCUAAAUCUUUCUCAUGUGUCCUUUCACCCCAAAACAUGAACCUCUGUCCCUCACACUGAUGACUGGAGUCAAGACUCAACAAUCUUGUAAAUGUAAUCAUCUUGAUGCCACUUGUUUUGUCAAGAUUUGUUAACAUGAAAAAGGUUUUGUAUUGUAUUCAAGUACUUUGCCAUUCAGCCAAAACAAAUAAGCACAUACUGUUUCAUGUGUUAGACCAACCCAUUUGAUGUAUGUUAUGUGUAAGAAAAACAUCUUGUUGAUAUGACAAAAAUUUGUUUU